AACGGACAUGACGAACUGGAUACCAGAACAAACAGUGGUGACCUAUGACCCCAUGUCACCAUGGCUGAACUCCACAGAGCUUCCUUUCAGCAUCAUAAAUGCAAGCGACCCGCGAAACAUCCAACAGCAAGAAGGAUACCGGCGUUACUAUUAUUGGGGCGCGGAAAACUUGGAAAAAUUUCGUUUGUGGUACUUCAAUGGACAUGGGUAUCUCGCCUCAAUCAUAUGCGUACUAGGAAUAAUAGCAAACGGUGUCAACAUCAUUGUAUUGACUAGGAAAAAUAUGAUGUCGGCAACUAAUAUGAUUUUAACUGCAAUGGCCGUGGCAGAUGGAUUGACCAUGAUGGCCUAUUUACCGUUCGCUAUCUUGUACUAUUGGGCUUCGGACGAUCAAAGCCGGGGCACUGCAGAGUUCUUCCUAUUUUAUAUCUAUUUUAGCGUGCUCGCGCACAGUAUCUCAAUUUGGUUGACAGUAACACUAGCCGUGUUCAGGUAUCUAUUCAUUAGGUAUCCUCGCCGCGGCGUAAUUCUCUGCUCGAUUGAAAGAGCUAAAUUAUCCGUAGUGCUCGUCUUCUUUGCAAAUCUUUUUGUUUGUAUACCUAAUUUUAUCGGACACCAUGUCAAGCAUCAUUUCGACCCAGAAAGAAAUGUAUCAACCUAUCAGGCCUCCACGCGAGAUUCGCCGAGAGUUUACGCAGUGAUCUCGCGGAUUAACUUUUGGGUGAUUUCGUCACUUGUUAAAUUGCUUCCCUGUUUUCUGCUUAUCAUUGCUAGUAUUCUUCUUGUGAGGUGCAUGCAGGAGGCAGAAAAACGUCGGAAAAAUCUCCGCAAAAAAUCGAGACCGAAUUGCAAGGAUUCUGACUCACGUGACCGGAAGACGAACAGGACAACGCGCAUGCUCUUAGCGGUCGUGGUUCUGUUUGUCAUAUGUGAACUUCCGCAGGGAAUCGUGGGAAUAUUCGUAGGAAUUCUUGGAGCGCAAUUCGAAAGGGAUGUAUAUUAUCCGUUAGGAGAAUUGUUCGAUAUCAUUGCUCUUGUCAAUAAUGGUAUAAAUUUUAUUCUAUACUGUACAAUGAGUAAACAAUUUCGAGAAACGUUUGUACUGCUGUUUAUCAAGCCGCUCCAUGUUGGUCACAGUCGUCGGGGACAAUUUAUUCUCGUCCCAAAUCAUAACAGCAACACACAGUGUACUGAUGUAUAGUGUUGGUUGAUAUGGGCUAAAACACCUGGGCCAAGGUUGAUUGAGAUUUGUAUAUCAUAAUUUACCGUACAAUAACUUGAUUUUUUAGAGUUACAUCAAAGAAUAAAUACCACAAAUGGCUGGUUCGAUUCUACCUACAUCUUUAUGUAUGCAUAAAUUAUUGUAAUGUUGAUGUAAUCAUACAUAACUGUAAAUAUCAUUAUUAGACGUAUUCCAGACUUCUUUUCUGGGAUAUACUUUACGUCAUAUAUUAUUUAGUAAAACGUCACAACAGUUUGAUUAAUAUGUCACAUAUAUUUGCGUUCUAAUUCGAUCAGCCUUGGACCCAGGAUAAUACAGCUCAUUCGAUUUGGCUACAAAAACAAGAUAGACGUGCAUAUGCUGGCAAAGUAGCUUUUAACAUAAUGGUUAAAAAAUGUCAUGGCGGCAAUGGAUUAAAGCAAUCUCAUAAUUGUCUUGAUAUGGCGGCAACCAGAAGCUGGGGAAAAGGGCACCAUGACUCACCAGAAUUUUAUAUAAGGUCAUUCUGAAGAUAUCUGAAAUCGAGAUGAAAAAACGUGGGUGUUCAACGUGCCUGCACACAUGUGGUUGCUGUGGGAUAGUACAAAGAUGAUGUGAUCCUUUGGCUGCGGCAAUAAAGUUUCGCUGAGCCAGCUCAUCAAGAUAUAUUCCCCAAUGACUUCUUCAUCAGUUCAAAUCGCAGAAUUUCAUGCCAGGAUUCGUUUAGCUUGGUUUCUGUAGCCUCUAUUGACUUGUGAAAUGUGUCGAAUUAUAUUGUGCCAAAACUGGGCAUUGAAAAGGUCCUCAAUUUUUUAAGAAGGAGACCACUUGGCGAUGCGGUCGACACUAAAGGUGAUAAGAUGCCAAUGAUAAUCCUGUAUCACACAGUACAGUAUGGCAAUAACCUUGCAGUGCCGUCUGUAUAGCAUUAUGCUUUGCAGUACCAUGCACAGCACUAUUCCGUGCAGUAUCCGUACAGUUGCAUACCUGAUGCUACAGUUGUUGGGGCCUUUUCAAUGACCCGUGCCAUAUCUACGAAAUGCCUACUAUUAUUGAUGAAUGAUUUUCUUUGUAAAUCUACGGUGGCCCGUAAGGCAUAUCCUUUUGCUAUCGGCUACAAUGGAGAGAACAGUCUGCAUGAUAUUUUUCCUAUGUGUACUACGCCCUCACCGCGGCGAAAGUAACAACUAAUUUUGAUAAAUAGAUCUGGCAAUAUUAGAUUAAAAUGCCGUACAUAAUAUGCUUUCUUACCGGCCACCGUAGUAUUGUAUAUAAUUGUGUGGUUGGGCUUUUGUUAUGUAAAUGCACGAGGUUCGCGACCAAUUUACCUACACAAUCAACGCGUUAACUACUUCCGCUUCCGAAGGUUUUUGGGGUGCUUAUGGCCACAACCAGGUUUAUGUAAACAUUUUCCCCACGGCUAACUGUCCCAAUGAUGGUAUUAUUGUGGAAUGGGUGGUCCAUGACCUUUAAGACCAAGCCUACCAUCUUUACGAGGGAAAUCUAGCUUUAUCCAGUAAUGCAACGUAUGUAAUUGCAACGGUUUUGAAAGCCCGGUGAUCGGCUGCACUUUGUACACAAUAUCGAUACUCGGAUCAGCGCUCAAAGAGUUUCCUGCAGUUUUCCUUUAGUAUCAUAUUCCUCUGACAGCAUAUCCUACUUUCAUGACAAUGAUGAUGCACCAACCGACACACCACGUCAAAUUGAAGACAUUGACAAUAGCAUUCCCUUUCUCUAGGCUAACUAUGCUCGCGGUAUGGUUUUUUUCACAAGCUAUAAUUCAGCAAAUUACGCCGAAGAUUCGCUAGCGCACGAUUCUGUCUCCUGUUUGAGUUUGAUUCUAAUAUUGAUUGGCGUUCCCGUCUUUCUUUGAGGUUGGUACAAUGUAGCUGCUGAGAAAAUAGCUUUAAAAAGUUAGCUCUCAAGGGUAGGUCAGCCAUUGACUAGACCUGAAGCUGGUACAUUCUCUGGCGGUCAAUACCUAUGUUGAUCAAUCGAUGCGGUCACGACGUCUCACAGAAACGAAAGCAAUACCGAUUAUUAGAGUUAAUGAUCUUGUUCGGCCGAGCUUGCGCUUAUUUCGGCUGAAGUUGACAAUCUUAGAUAAAUCGUUUGUUGGUAUCGAUGCCCUGCAGGCUAUUUUGACCUGCCAUCAAAAUGGAUGGUGAAACAGCUAUGGAACAAACUCGGUUAGUUGAAUCUCAUGUCCGAGUUCACCACUAUUGAUCAGGUCUAUGCGGUCAGUCUUAGGAAAAGCGUGACCAUAAAACAGGCCAUUGCUAUCAAACUUGACUGAGAAACAUGUUCAUAGCUUUAUCUUGGCAGUGCUGAGUUUGUGCAACUAAUGUAUUCGGGAGGUUGAUCCAGUUUCGGUUGUCAUGCCUGUGUGUGACACGAUGCCUUAUCACAUUAAUAAUCCCACACCCAAGUUUUCCCUUUCUGUAUGUUUCUUCAAAUUCUUUCACUAUUUAGGAGUUGAAUAAGACGUCUCGUCGCUUGCUAGUUAUUCUGUUCCAACUACAAUGUAGUUUGAAGGGCUCUCUUGUUCCCCCUUUCCCUAAGUUGCUCAGUAUGUUCAGGAAGCAGAAAUUAACUAUUGGUGUACUCUUCUACUAAACAGUCUAACGCAAAGGGCACACUUCAAGCUAGACUGAGUAUUAGAUAAUUGAUUUUAAAAGUGCAAAGCUCUUUCCCUCACAAUUGCGGAACACAGAAUGUUCGCAGUUAAGUCUGUAGAGCAUUCGAUUAAAAUGCCUAAUCCCGAAUUACCAUGUGCUGUACUUUUAUGGCGAUGACACAAGUUACAUCCGUUAGGUUCAAUACGGUGAUCAUUAUUGUGUUUGAUGAAACUCAAGUCUCCCGCACUUGAUUAACUUGAGCACCAUACGAAUUAGUCAUAAAUCAUACUUUCAUUACGAUAGCACAUGCUUCAUUCGCAAUGAUCUAUUGUAUGGUUCCCGGCCUUUCAGAUUGAAUCCUAAACAUGUUACAGGGACAAACGGCAUUGUUUACAACUGCCUUUCUUUUCCUUGCGACCACCAGUAAUGACGAACGACGCGCCACUUUAACGCUGAAGUUCCGGUUAUUCGAUUAACGUGAGCACCAUUCACUAUGUUUUAUCAUGUACUUUUAGAUCAUGAUGAGGAUGACAAGUUACUUUUAGAUCAUGAUGAGGACAUGACAAGUACAUCGCCUUUAAGGCAUUAUUGUGGCUUGUUAUCAUUAUGACAUACACUAGAUUAACUGGAGUAUAUCAAAUACCAUCCAACACCACCGCAUCUUGUACUUUUGUGAUCGAGGAUGACAAAUAAGUAGCAUCCUCAAGUUUAUUUCCAAUUAUUUGCUUGUCAUGAUCUCUUCGAAACUGACUCAUGACCCUUUUGGUAACACUCAUUGCUUGACCAUUAGGGGGAGUUUUCGAGGAGUACAGCGACACUUUCAGUGUCGUCCAUGUGACAAUUGUCUCCGGGAGAUGGAAGCUUCGUGUCGUUCGUGCUUCCUCUCGGUGUGCUAGCCAUCUGCUCUCUCUCAUUCUCUUUCUCCUCUGGGCGGCGAAUUUCCUCUUGACAAACCUUACGUGCUGCGUGGUGAGUUGUUUUGUCAUUUGGUAGAGGGCGACUUGACUUGACGGUUAUUGCCCGUCUCAGCCAAGAGAUGGUAGAGUACUAAACCAGUUCGGUUUUAGAUAAUAAUCCAUGGCUUUUUUAGGCAUAUUGCACUCUCUACUAAGCAAUACAUUUCCUCUUGGCCAUCUUUUAUAUCUGAAGGUUUAAUUGCACUGCAUUGGAGAUUGCGUUUAAUCUAAUCGAUCUCGGUCAAGAGGGGCUGGAGAUACUAAAACCAUGCAGUUCAGACUUUUAGACGAGUUGAAGGAGUUGAAGCCGUAUGCACUUGGUCCAAUGGGUUGGAACUACUUCUUUGAAACAGUUCCAAUUCCGUAGUACAUUGCUGGACAUGUGGUUAUUAGUAGUUCGAUGGCAUCACUUUUGCGAUGAAUUGCCAUGCUCCAGUCAAGACUUUUGAUGAAUUCGGAUAGACGUGCGCCUAAUGAUCAUGGAAAUGUACCCUACACCUUCGUUUUCCUCUAGAAUUAUAUGGUAAGGAUAUUGGGAGCGACGGGUGGUUUAUAUUAUAAUCAUUAUAUCAAAUGGAUUCAUUUCUAGCAGGGUGCUUUGGAUCUGGACUGGCUUGAGUGAGGGCUGACGUAAUCCAGUUCUGAGUAGGCCUGCUGGGUGUUGUAAUGCGUGUGUGUGUGUUCUGUGAUGACUGAUCUCAAAUCGCGGUGCGAGAUUUCCAAUGUACCUGGCCAAUGUCCAAAAUAUACUGAGCAGAGUUGACAGUAGUACACUAUCUUAGAAAUAAAGGUUUUGGCGCUUUUAAAAGACCGUUAAGGGUUUUCUUCCAGGACAAUUAUACACCCCUUAGAGGGAUUUUAAGAUAUAGAAAAUGAAAAUACCCUUCGCAAUAUUGGCGUAUACCCAAUGAUCUUCGUGGAUUGCACCAGUUACCAACCAAAUCUGUGAAGAAGCUGGAUUAAAACAUCAUUGACGAAUUCUGUUCUUCACUAAAGUUGUUGGUUCGUUAUCUUACAUCUCCCUUUACGACUAUCGAACCUUAAUUUGAAGAACAUUAGCCACUUUCCGAGCAAGCAAUCUCGCUUGAUAAUCCCCGCCUAUCGAAGUUGUGGCGCCUUAAGAUAAUGCCUGACUGGUCUAAACAAUGAUUUAAGGAGCAUGUCGUAGAAUCACGGUAAUUUGCUUCAGACAAGCCCAGAAGACAUUUCAAUUUUGCCACAAUUUGUUUUCGUCUACAAGACGUACACUCACUGAAUUCUAAUUUUGGCCAUAAACGGGGACGAUGUCAUGCCCAUAUCAAGCUUUUUCCAAAAGCUCGGAAACCUUUAUUAUUAAGAGUAUGACUAAUACAAUAUUUUUCAAAUACGAAGACAAAAUAUUUCGGAAACAAAGACACGGUAUUUGCCGAAUAGUAUCGAGUCCUCGAAACAAAUUACCCGGCGGCCUAUCUGAUGAAAACGGUGUAUCUUCUGAUGUUUUCCUACUUUUGGCCGCCAUCUCUGCAAUAACAAUCCCGCCGCAAAUGAAGCUGGGAAAAUAAUUGAACGAAAUUCGUCUGGUGUUGUCGGGCGAUUCCUCUUGUCGUUCGAGUUACAACAGGGAAAUCUCAUCAUUGUGUGUGUAUGGUGGAGUAUCCUGAGGGUGUGUAUGUCAAAUAUGAUGUCAGUGUAUCCGUUUGGCUUCGAGUGUGUGUUUUCUAUUUGCCAUGUUUACAGUGUGAGUCGAAAAAAUCUGCCAACUUUUAUCAAGCCAACGCGCGUACUGUCUUUAUAAACAACUACUUUCAUAUUUUCCUUUUCAUUCAUUGAAAGGGCUCUUUCAUGCGACAGAUCCAUUCAGUUUUACGUCUAUUUUUAUCAUAGGCAAUAUGCUGAGAAUGUGUAUCUUUGCUGUUCGCUUGUGAGCCUAUCGACUUGUUCCGUUGUUUCCAUUGUGUCCAUAGCAUGUUUUCUGAUGCAACCGAUACAAACAUCAACAUCGUCCCGAUCACAAGCGAACACAGAAAAUAGAAAAACUGCACUGGGGAAUUGUCUUUAGAUAGGAAGCCUUAAUGAGCACUGUAUUUAUAAUUCUCCAAACGCCCAUUCGUAAGUAACUUGGGCAGAUUUGCUUAUACACAGCCACUUUAAAAUAAUUAUCUGACAUUAAACUAACCAGAGGCAAGUUCUGAAGAGCAGGCGGAUUGAAUGAUAUUAAAAAUGGAUCCAAAAAGAACCGUAUCGAGCACAAUUUGCUUUCCUAAACAAUAUCCAAUAAGGAUCGACUUCGCGACGUGUUGACCUGAAAAAGAGAUGGUUAUUGGGAACUUGUCGAAGAAAAGAUAGAAAAUUGAUGUCAUUAGCUAUCAUUCUGCCACAAAAAGAAGAAGAACGACUCCUUGGUGGACAUGAUUAAUGCAUUAGCCAUGUUCACCGGUUUGGGUCGCCUAAUCAACGCGUGUUGGCUGUUCGAGUGGUGAGGAUACGAGUGGGUGGCCAGAGUAGCGAGAGGUAUGGCGGGCGGAUGCGGGCGGCUGUGUCGUGACUGCAAGGCGUGCGAAAAAGAAUGUUGGCGAGAUGGCAAUGUCCAUUUGGGGCUUCUUGAACAAAAAUUACCCUUUUUGUUCGGAUGUGAUUGGGAUUGUUUAAGAGCCUAUCAUCCCCGUGACCAAAAAAGAUAAAUACCUCAUUACCAUGCCUUGUACAAAGGCUGACCCUUCUUUCGGAAAUUGCUCAAGUUACGCCGAAUAUUCUUUCUCUUUUCUUCUGGCACAAUGUCGAUCGAUAGGAGACACAAUUAUUGCAUACCCGAAACAGAGCCAUAUGCAACAUUAGGUCUUCUCCUUCGUGACCCGUAUUUUGGCGGCUUUUCAGGAGUAAAACAUUGAACAGCGGGAACGUUUCUCCCACAGAGGCCUGAUUCCACAGGAGCACUUUACGCUGCUGUCACCACUGCGGCAGAUUGGGCCUGGCCCUGGCGGUAAGCUAGAAAUUACCCGAUUGAUACAAAUGACCGAUUGUCAUUCGAUGAAAUUUCCACCUCCAAACAAACAACUGCACACCCAAUCAAAAGCUCUGGUUCUGCGAUGACGCCUGCCCCAUGUGAUUCAAGCAAAAUUGCGGUCAGUAGCAACUGAUCCUAAGGGAACGUUUUCGCAAAGCCCCCAAAACGUCAACGUGAACGCCUAUCUUAUUGUUUGACAUCGUUAUCAUGAGGUCGAACAAUGAGAUAGGCGUUCACGUUGACGUUUCGGAGUCCUUGCGAAAAAAACCUACUACAUGUAACUGCGUGGGACGUACGUGUAUGAUCGUGAAUGUCAGCUUGAGUGUUGGUAAUGAGAACCAAGCGUUGAAUGAUUGUUUCCUUGAUAUCCAGAUGGCUACCUAGAUAUCCGCUUCCUGCAAAGGGUGCGUACCCAUCCACUCCCGGUUUAAUUUUCCUAGAGCCGGAAUUAAUGUCAGGUCAUCUUCUUAAUACUUUGUACCAUCAGCUUCCCAACUAAUGGUGAAUACGUUAUGAAACGGGGGAGGGGGAUCAGUGUAUGAAAAAGAUGUACCGCAGGUGGAAAUGUGUCCUGUUGUGUGAGAAACGUGAGGUGCGGUUGUGAAAGUUCUGCUGCGAAUCUGGCUGUACGAGAUCCACGACCACAAAGUGUAUCUCCUAUCUAAAGUUUGUGUCAAAAUCUUGAAGUGUGCACGGUCGAAAUAAUGUUGCAGUAGAGAAUGUUGCUGGUGUGAUUGCAUGUGACGUAUGUAUAAUUGUGUCUGGUUUGAUGCAGCAAAAAAACGUCCACUCACAGCCAAUUGUCCCCUUUUGUGUUCCCAGUCCUGCUCAAAGAUUCCUUCCCUGUUUGUCUGCUUCUUAUCACUGUCUACUGAAAUACCAUUGAUUCUACAGUGGAACCUCCCUUAGCAGACACCUCUCAAUUAAGGACAACCUCUCUACUAAGGACACUAGUUUUGGUCCCAAAUUGGUUGUUUCCAUUCAAUUUGACCUCUCUAAUCAGGACACCUCUCUAUUAAGGACAGCACUUGUCAGUCCCAAGGGUGUCCUUAACAGAGAGGUUCUACUGUAUUUCCAUUGCUCAUGAUGCCAUCUUCGAACAUGGCAGCAAACCGCGUGUAUUUUGCGAUGUCUGUCACGUUUGAUUUGAACUGCUUUUCUGUAUUUUCUUUCUCUAUUAUUCACACUUGUGAUAAGGGCUUCUUUCCUGUUCUUUGUUAUUUUUUAUAGUCUAAUUCACUACCAACAUUUUAACAGAGGAAACUGACUUAUGUCUGAUGAUUCGUUCACGUGAUGCGGGGAUUAGUACCAUGCACUGCACAUGGUGCUUUGCCGAUCACCACAAAAGUCUUUGGGAGCACAUGGUAUAUGUUUUGUCGAGGUUAUGUGAUGUCAUAUUUUUCUCUCCAAACUCCCUUUGGCAUACGUUUAUCAAAUAAAGCCCUUUGUCCAGGGCGGUGUGGACUUGCUCUGAAUGGAUGUAAAAAAUGCCGUGGUGCGGAUACUUGGCCGCGAUAAAUGAUGCGUUGUAACUGGGUCCGGUUAGUAGACCCGGCCUACCAGUGCAUCGUGUAGAGUGCCAUUGUAGAACGACAAGUCCGUAUGUUGAACUCGAGAGGGCGUUAUAUGAAAAAAAAAUCGAAUUACAGACUUAUCUUCAUAAAGUGGAAAAUUUGACAUGUCUAACACAGCUCUUUAGCGGCAUCUAACUUGAAGCUAAAGACCUAUGCACUCGCAGGUCUACUAAUCAACCGCGACCGUUAUAAGUGGUCUGAAAGUAAAGGUACUAUCAAUCGCUGUACAUAUUUAUAAGCUUACACCUUUACAUGUAGUUUUACGGGAAACUUAUAAACUCGCUGCAUUUAUAGAUGAAUAAUCCCUAGCGAUAGUGAUACAUGUACAUCGUUUCAUUUAGUAUUUUUCAAAGUAAUUUUAUGUAUAUAUUGUCCACAACGGUAUGAAUUUGCACAUUGGUAAAAUAUAAGCCUGAUACUGUACAUGAACAUGGGACACAAGACCCUUGCCUUUUAGCUGGGACGUCUCGCAUUAUAGGUAUAGCACAUGUAGUCCAGUACGAAUGAUUGUGUAUAUAGAAUUAGUGGUUAAAAUGCAUACUAACUUGAUAGCUGAGUGUCAAUAUGAAGGACGAGCUCUGAGAGCUUUAGAGUGAUUUCUAACAUAUGGAUGAUCGAGUAAUGUGGUUGUAACAUUACACUGUAGUAUGAACCGAGAUUCGUGAAGCGGAAUUGUAGAUAGCAGCCCGUUUUGCAUAGUAAUUAAGUGUUGAGAGUUGGGAACAGCCUUUCCCAAAGAAGCAUUCUCCUCAGGUCCUCCCUUCAAGAGGUACCAGGGCCUCCUCAGCCACUUGUUUACAGGUGGUCAAGACGAGACUACCUGGCCACUCAUCAUACGAAUUUAAACCUACUAAACGUGCAUUUUGAUACGUCACAUGAUACGUAUCAGUUUUGUGUAAGUAGUGGAUCAGAACCUUCCCAUGCCUCUCAGUAACGUUUAGGGCCUCCUCAGCCACUUGUUUACAGGUGGUCAAGACGAGACUACCUGGCCACUCAUCAUACGAAUUUAAACCUACUAAACGUGCAUUUUGAUACGUCACAUGAUACGUAUCAGUUUUGUGUAAGUAGUGGAUCAGAACCUUCCCAUGCCUCUCAGUAACGUUUAGUGGGUUUUGCCCCGUUGUAUACGCGGGUGUUAUCAUAAGUGUGACUAAAACUUUUCAACUAGAUCAAGGGGUGAGAUAAAAGCUUGUUGGGGCAACAGUGUUUACCGGAUGUGACUUGAGAGUAGAACUCAGAAUGUCUUUGGCGUGGGCAGGGCGACGUGGCGACGCUUGUAUUGUAGUUAAGUCUGCCAUCUAGCGGCGGGAAACUGACAAAUGUUAUUGUACAAAGAACGAACCGUUUGGGAUGGCCAUUGUAUUCUAAUAUGUAUAUUGUAAAUAUGGCAUGAUGAAUAAAAAAUGAAUUACCUUUA
Molecule: messenger RNA, 10749 nt
Organism: Lineus longissimus
Lineage: Eukaryota; Metazoa; Nemertea; Pilidiophora; Heteronemertea; Lineidae
Product: G-protein coupled receptor dmsr-1-like
Exons: 1
Coding region: 8-1201 (397 amino acids)
Biological process (GO): G protein-coupled receptor signaling pathway
Cellular component (GO): plasma membrane
Molecular function (GO): G protein-coupled peptide receptor activity
Source: RefSeq, a predicted model, not a curated record